Messenger RNA from Coregonus clupeaformis (lake whitefish), 3781 nucleotides. RefSeq names its product von Willebrand factor A domain-containing protein 5A. Lineage: Eukaryota; Metazoa; Chordata; Actinopteri; Salmoniformes; Salmonidae. Bases 969 to 3407 code for a protein of 812 amino acids. The transcript has 18 exons. The record is from RefSeq and is a predicted model, not a curated record.
CUUGAGAAGACUAAUGAGACCAUAGGCUAACUGGUAAAAUGCACAUGAGCGGGUACUUCAGGGGUACUCUGGACAGAGCAAAAUGUACUUGGUGUUACAGUAACCUACUCUACAGGACCCCAAGGCUAUUUAAAGUUAUUAUUUGUAUAAUUCAUACCAUCUUAAAGUUUAAAUCACUUAUUGUUUUCAUCAUUUGGCUGCUUGGCUCAGGAUCAUUUUAAUACUGUGCUAUAGUUGCCCCCAACCCUUAGCAGCCAUGACAAAACCUAAUGUGCCUAGCAAGAGACAACAAUGGUGACAAGUCUAUCAUGUCAAUGCUUAGCCAACCGAUGGUGAUCAAAAUGAUGCUAGUUUGAAUUCUUGGACGUUAAUGCUCAGGAUAAAACAAGAAAAAUGCAGCCGGUGGAAGAACGACUUUCACCCCUAAAAAAAAAAAAAAACUUCUCAAGCAGAGAGAACCUAAAUGGAACAAUUUAAUAGGAUCUCUAUGACUAGUUCAACCAGAAGUUAUGCUGGAUGGACAAUGGACAGAGAUUGACAUUAUUGCGUCAGGCUGCUGAUAAUUUCAUUGUUUAUUGUUCACAAGAACUUCAGGCUUGGUAAUGUCCCUUUUUGCACAAAGCAACUGUUGUGUGAGGAAAUAUGUUCUGGGAAGACCAAUAUUAUGUGACUAGUUGUCCGUUCGUUUUUUACUCUGUUUAUUUAGAACCUAACAGUACAAAGUACAAAGCAAUAUUCUUUAUCAUCAACCAGCAGUUACGGUGCAUGACCAACAUGGUUAGAUAAACCUCUCAAUGGCUGUCAUCCUACUGUCAAACAAUUUAUCAUAGACGCUUGGCAUAUUACGAUUUUUUACUAACGAUUUACUGUUACACACCAAUUAACUUAAUCAAAGUGAUGUGAACAGUGCCUGUUUCGCGGUAAGAGGACAUUAAUAUGGCACCUGACUUCCCCAUUCAGGUGCCAAAAUGGUGAACUGCUGUGGAUUGGUAACUGUCAAGAAUGAACCAGUGCCUCUGAAGAGUAUUGCUGUGGAGGUGAGUGUGCAGGGGCAUGUGGCCACUGUGAGCUCCACUCUGCAGUAUGAGAACCAGGAGGAAAGCCCUCUGGAGGCCAUCUUUGUUUUCCCUCUGCCAGGAGAGGCUGCUGUCUGCAGGUUCAGCGCCAAGAUAGGACAGACUGAGGUGGUGGCUGAAGUUCAGGAGAAACAGAAGGCACAGGAGCAGUAUGAUGAUUCGUUGAGCUCGGGCCAGCAGGCCUUCCUAUUGGAGGAGAGUGAUGACAGCCCGGACGUCUUCAAGCUGAGUGUAGGUAGUCUGCCUCCAGGGGAGAAGGCCUCUGUCAGCCUGGACUAUGUGACAGAGCUGGCUGUACAGGCUGACGAAGGCCUGACGCUCUGCCUGCCCGCCGUGCUCAACCCCCGCUACCAACCCCAGGGGUCAGACAGUGGUAGUGAUGGCAGUGCCCAGGUGUCCUCAGUGCCCGCUGGUUCUGUGCCCUACAGUCUGUCCCUCAGUGCCUGCGUGUCGUCCCCUCAUCCCAUCUCUAGAGUAGAGUCCAACUGUCCCCUGGACCCACUCAACUACCUCAACACAGAGAAAACCCAAGCCACGGUCAGUCUGGCUGCAGGUCAUCAGUUUGACCGGGACGUUGAGCUGUUGUUGUAUUACCAAGACACCCAUCAGCCUACUGCUAUAGUAGAGGCAGCACAGGCUUCUGCCAAGCCAGGCUCUCUGAUGGGCGACCCAGUGGUCAUGUUGAGCCUGUACCCAGAGUUCCCCAACGAUGUGAUGUCAUCGAUGACCUCACACGCAGAGUUUCUGUUUGUGGUGGAUUGCUCUGGCAGCAUGGAACGCCCCAUUCACUAUGGACCUGGGGCUCAGGACCGUAUUAGCAGUGCCAGGGAUACGCUGCUGCUCUUGCUGAAAAGCCUGCCCAUGGGCUGCUACUUCAACAUCAUCGGCUUUGGGAACAUUUAUAAGUCCUUCUUUCCUAAGAGUGUGGAGUACAGCCAGAAGACUAUGGAUGAGGCUCUACAGAAGGUGAAGGGAAUGAGGGCUGACCUGGGAGGUACAAAGAUCCUCAAGCCUUUAAGACAUAUCUACAGCCAGCCCUGCCUCCCCGACCAGCCCAGACAGCUCUUCUUGUUCACUGACGGUGAGGUGUGGAACACCAAGGAAGUCCUGGAUCUGGUGAAGAGAAAUGCUGGCUCUCACAGGUGCUUCUCCUUUGGGAUCGGGGAGGGGGCCAGCUCUGCUCUCAUCUCUGGGGUGGCCAAGCAGGGCGGAGGGCACGCACAGUUUAUCACAGGACAGGACAAGAUGCAGCCCAAAGUGAUGCAGUCCCUCCGGUUUGCCCUGCAGCCGGCUGUGGUGGACAUCUCAGUCAAGUGGAAUGUCCCAAAGGGGGUGUCUGUCACCCCUCUGUCUCCAGCAAUCAGAGUGCUCUUCCAGGGUCAAAGGGCACUGCUGUAUGCCCAGCUCACUGGGGAGAGCUCAGGGGCCACAGAGGGCUCAGUGACAGUGAAGUACAGCCUGGCUGAGCAGCCUGUUGAGAACCAGCUGAGCUUCAGUCUCAAGCCUGCAGAGGACACUGGACUGACCGUCCACAGGCUGGGGUCUCGAACCCUGAUCCGCUCCCUGGAGAUGGAAGAGAGAGAGGGGGAUGGGGAGAAGGAGGGAGUGAAAGAGAAGGUGGUAGAGCUCAGCGUCCAAUCAGGAGUGAGCAGUGCUUUUACUGCCUUCAUUGCUGUCCACAAAGGAGAUAGAGAGGUUGUGCAAGGACCGAUGCUACACAGACAAGUCCCCACACCAAGUGUGUGUGUGUCUAUAAAACAUAGUAUGCUGGUGUGUGACAGCUCCAUAAAUAGGAAUUUGGAUGUGAUGACUUUGGAGGCUUUAGAAUUAUUAUUAUUAAACUGUGACCAAGACUCUUACAAAGAAUUUGACUGUCCAGCCCCAGCCUCUAAGCCUGUGAGGGACCCUCUCCUCCAGCUGAUCUCCCUCCAGAAGGCCUCUGGUUCCUGGGUCCUGGGGGCAGCAUUGGCUGAGGUGCUGGGGAAGACUGAGGAGGAGGUGGCCAAGCCAAAGCCUGCACCGGUUGACCAGGAGGUGUGGGCCACGGUUCUAGCCCUGGUAUGGCUCUAUGGGUUCAAGAUGGAGGCUCAGGAGGAGUGGCAGUUUCUGGCCAUGAAGGCAGUAUCAUGGAUCCAGGCUCAGAAAGCGGCCAGUGUGUCCGAGUGUGUCCAGGCUGGGUUGCCAGGUGCAGAAAGACACCCUGGGGCUCUGAGAGGUUCACGCUGCCUGUCCUCUCUCUCUCCCCCACAAUCCUGCUACUCUACCUGGGGUCAGAUAUACAUGCAAACCCUGCCUGCUCCUGGUCCACUCCAAGCAACAUGGUUGAGCUAGCUACUGUACCGGUCUAAACAAGCCUAAUUAUCAACCUCUUACCUAUAUUAGCCUACUGUCAUUUAAUUUAGGGGCACUUAUGUAUCUCAAUGUAUUAGUUGUUAUUAACAUAUCAACAUUAAUCUAUGUAUUACAUAUACAGCUAAAAUUGUUACAGACUUUGAUUUGGUUAUCAAUUCCAUAUAGACUACUGGAAACAAUGUGUUAACAGUACUUGUCAUCACUAACCAAAAUGUUCGGUAAAAUGGAAAGCUAGAUGAGUACCUAUCCCAGUGCCUUCACUGUGUGAUCAUGCAACACUGUCUAUAGUCAUGUCAUUCCUCAUAUUUUACCACUGUACUUUAAAAUGAUAUGAUAAAAUCAAUGAUAUUCUA